This is a messenger RNA of Paramacrobiotus metropolitanus, 1104 nucleotides long. Its product is annotated as cytosolic-abundant heat soluble protein 107838-like. Bases 105 to 812 code for a protein of 235 amino acids. NCBI's taxonomy places the organism in Eukaryota, Metazoa, Tardigrada, Eutardigrada, Parachela, Macrobiotidae. The transcript has 3 exons. The record is from RefSeq and is a predicted model, not a curated record.
UCAUCAUUACCAAAUAAUUCUCUGAUUUUAAUUGCGCUUAUUGAGUUUGACUUAACAUUUGUGCUUUUUUCCCUUUUAUUCGGAAUUACGUUUUACACUUUAUCAUGGAAGUCCAACGCGAACAGCAGCAGUCGAAGCAGCAGUACAGCCGCGAGCAACGUGACCAACGGGAGCAACGCGAGGUGCAGCAUUCCGAGGUGGAGCAGACCAGCUACAUGCAGACGCAGAUCAAGGUGCCCAUCAUGAAACUCCCCACUCCUUCCAUCAUCACCGUUCCGUUGGCGCAGGAAUUGGUCGGCGAAGGCUUCCAGGCAUCCAUCUCGCGCAUCAGCGGCGUCUCGGAGGAAAUCCAGAUCGUGGAGAACGCCCAGCUAGAAGAAGAGACCCGCCGCGACUACGAAGCCAAACAGCGUGAACAGGAGCAGCUGCAGCUGGCCUUCGAGAAGGAAGUGGAGAAGAAAACCGAAGCCUACCGGAAACAGCAGGAGAUUGAAGCGGAAAUCAUCCGCAAAGAGCUGGAGAAGCAGCACAUCCGUGAUGUGGAAUUCCGCAAAGAGCUGGUGGAGCAUGCCAUUGAGAACCAGAAGCGCCAGAUCGACAUUGAAUCGCGCUACGCCAAGAAGGAACUGGAACGGGAACGCGCCAAGGCCCGCAUGAUGCUGGAAAAGCAGAAAUUCCACAGCGACAUCUCGGUUAAUUUGGAAUCCCAUGCGGCAAACACCCAGGCCGGCGAGCAACUGCAAGUGGUCUCCGAGUCGGAGAAAUUCCAGUCCAACCAGAAAGUGUCCUGCGGCCAGCAGCGCGCUGGCUAACCCCGCCUACAGUAACCGGGACGCUUCCCAACUUGUACAGGAAUACAUUGUUAAUCUGUUUCCCGAACGAGUCUCUUAACGUUCUGUACUCAUGUCUGUUUUGUACCUUCUUCAAUGUCUAGAAUAGUAAAUUUUUACAGCUUAUUGCUCGUUUUUUGGUUUGUGGUUAAUUUGAAAUUUUUUGUUGGUAUGGUCAUUUGCCAUAAAAUGUUUUUCGGCGAUUAUGUAAUACAGCGAUUUACUCGUACAUGUAGCCAAACACGAAUAAAAAUUAAUAUGUCAGAAAAAGAAA